This is a messenger RNA of Electrophorus electricus (electric eel), 2502 nucleotides long. It is a transcript of the gene crebl2, whose product is annotated as cAMP responsive element binding protein-like 2. Gene Ontology annotation, cellular component: nucleus. Gene Ontology annotation, molecular function: DNA-binding transcription factor activity. NCBI's taxonomy places the organism in Eukaryota, Metazoa, Chordata, Actinopteri, Gymnotiformes, Gymnotidae. Gene Ontology annotation, biological process: regulation of DNA-templated transcription. The record is from RefSeq and is a predicted model, not a curated record.
GAAAAAUAAGAAGUCUAGCUAGGUGGAAGCGAUGCUAAAAACAUUCUGUCCUGGGGUUCCUGCAUAAGCGUUUUGCUGCAGACAUUUAAGCUAUAUAAGAUAUAUAAAAUAGUAACUUGUUGAUACUGUUUACAUACUGUCUAGAGAAAAAAUAUAGAAGGCUACCUAGGUGUGUAGCUGAGGAAGUAAAUUUGGUGAUAGGUUAGCUAACAAGCUAGUUAGCUAGCUAGCUAACCUAGCGUAGCUAACUGUAGUUUCUCUAGCGUGGGUUAUCCAAAAUGGAUGAGAACAAGAUGGUUGGUGGAAAAGUCAAGAAACCGGGGAAACGUGGUCGUAAACCUGCCAAGAUUGAUCUAAAGGCAAAGCUAGAACGGAGCAGACAGAGUGCCAGAGAAUGUCGGGCCAGGAAGAAACUGCGCUACCAGUACCUGGAGGAAUUGGUCUCCAGCAAGGAGAGAGCUAUCUGUGCCCUGAGAGAGGAGUUAGAAAUGUACAAGCAGUGGUGUAUUGCCAUGGACCAAGGAAAAAUUCCCUCAGAAAUCAAGGCCCUUUUAACUGGAGAUGAUCAGAAAACCCCCCAAAGCACCAGCACCAAAACACCGAAAAAUGGCAAGUACAACUCAACUGGGAUCAGCCAGAGCAAGUCAUCUUAAGUCAGAUGUUUAUUAAAUGUUUUGACAUGCUCUCCAUAUAAUGUAAAUGGCAAGAGACUGAAUUAUUCCUUUAGAGCUGAAGUAUGAAAAAACUCUGAUGUUACUGUCUCAUGGUAAACAUUGGUUCACAUAAUUUCUAUGGUCUUUGGAGAAAAAAGCAGUACAGAACACUAACUCACCUAAUAAGAAAGUACACAGUAUUGUAUUGCAAUGUCCAUCCUUUGGGCUCAUGCAGACCUUGAGGAAUUUUCUUUUAUUUCCACCAAUUAUUUCAGAUUUAGAACAAAUGGAAGGUUUUCGGUGCGUUUAGGUGAAGAAACUGAUCUGAAAUUAAGUGUGUUGAGUUAAAUAUUCUUCGGGAGUACAAAUAAGAUGUUAUGAAAGACCAUGAACACAUGGCUACAAACGUGCAAUAAAUCACAAAUGUCAUAAUCCCUCCAAAGACCAAUAAGUCAAACAACUUGGGCGCUGACAAAAUCAGUUAGCGCUGCUUAAAGCACUUUAAAGAACUUCGAGGAUUUGCAGACCAUUGGUUAAAGUCCCAAAUGUCCACCCCACCACCUUUCUCAAAGGGUUGAUGCAAAAAUAAAGGGUUGGAAUCAAUUUUUGUAUGUGUGUAUUCCAUAACUUAACCAUAAUGCACUUUGAUGACACCCUCCCCCCAAAAAAAUACUUUAAAUUGUGUAGAGGUGCAGUUGAUAUUUGUGAUGAGAAGUGGCCCAGCUUUCCUAGGUCAAAUCUAAUUAUAGUAUCACUAUGAUCCUUUUGUGAUUUUGUCAGAGUCCUCCAUCUCCUGAGAGUAAAAGCAAGGUACAGUAUUCUAUACUGAACCAUUCAGUUUUUUGUUUUUUUUUUGUUUUUGUUUGUUUGGUUUUUUUUGUUUUUUUGCUUCUUCAGAACAUCUUUUGUGAAUUAAAACUUUGCAUUAAGUCCUGUGUUAUGCUUUUUAAAAAUAUUUUGUUUGAUUUCUCAUGAAAGCCUUAAUGAUGGUAAACAAGGAUAGAUCAUAUUGAAUUUGUUUAAUUAUUAAACCAACUAAAAGCAUACAAAAUGAACAAAAUCACUAUAUUUUUCAGUGACACUGCACUGAAAUAAAUUGUGUGUAAUUGGUGUAAUCCAAGUUUGUUAAUUCUCCAGCAAAUUAAUUCAGUUUGUGAAACACAAAACUGUAGUCAUGCCACAUUAAAUGUUAUAAGAUAUUUGUUAGCAUAUUGUUUUUAGAAGCAUAGAUUGAGUAUCAGUGUAUCAAACAUUCAUAUACAAACUGCACAAACUAAUAAAAUGUCUGAAGAACAGCUGCAGAAUAUAAUGGCUGGAUUAAUCACUUGUUGUCAAAAUACACAGAGCAUGUUUUUAAAUGUUUGUUUCCAGUUUCUUGCCUGUUUCCAAGGAUGUGACUUUAUUUAGCAUAAAAAUUGUAUAUUUUUAUAUUUAUAAAAUGUAGAGAUCUAUUGAAGGAUGCUGAAAUUAUUUGUUUAUGAAACAAAAAUACCAUAUAUGUGCAAUUACUUUGUUACUAUAAAGCUAUAUGUCUAAUACCUCACUUGUCAAUGUAUUUAGUUUUUCUUCUUUUUAUUUUUAUUGUUGUCAGUGAUUAUGUAACUAAUAUACUCUUUGGUUAAAACCCUCAACAUAUUUUGAUUCAACAUUUAUAUUCUGACCAUUUGUUGGUCCCAGACAUGACCUUUAUGUAGGUUAUAUUAAAUGUUUGUUUUAGCCAGUCUUGAAUUACACUAAGGGGUAUACAUGCACACACACAUUCUUUCCCAAAGAGCACUUGUUUUAGAUCAAUUAAAAUAUUUAUUAUAUUUUCCAUCUAUAUUACAUGAUUAAAUGCUUCAGUACUUGA